CACCACUACCAUACGAAAUGGCUUUUUCCUCAGAAUACGAACGCGCUCGUUACUCUCAACAGCUUGCUGAACAUACUUUGCGUCAGUUUUCUGCUGCUAGAGUUUCACCAGACAGCACCGCCAGGCUACCUCCAAGUCAAAGCCACAAGCUAGCGAGGCUGCUCGGAAAACCGACUUCUUCCUCUACAUCGCCCUGCCGCAAUACUCGUGGUGUUUCGGAACCCAGUUGCCGUGCAGUUAAAGCAUGAUUAUGCUUGCAUUCAUAUAUCCCUUUGGGUUUUAUUUUCUUGUUCACCAAAACCUUACCUGAUCGCCAUCGCAUCUAUCAUCACACGACGUGCUUCGCGUUCAUGCAUACUUUCGCAUACCUUUGUACCACACUCAAGGCAUCUAUCUGGACGACGUGUCUUUUUCGCAUAUCACGGUUCACACCGCCGCAUUGUACCGCUCAUAAAUUAUUAUCUCUUAUACAACUAUCAUCAGCGGAACGUUGAACAGGCUGAACGGUAUCCACUCACCUGGCCUAGAUGUAUUCUUUUGCCCAUUGUAUUAAUAUUAUGUCACAGUCGCAACGUA
Molecule: messenger RNA, 576 nt
Organism: Lentinula edodes (shiitake mushroom)
Lineage: Eukaryota; Fungi; Basidiomycota; Agaricomycetes; Agaricales; Omphalotaceae
Exons: 3
Coding region: 18-248 (76 amino acids)
Source: RefSeq, a predicted model, not a curated record